This is a messenger RNA of Lycium ferocissimum, 4234 nucleotides long. RefSeq names its product probable disease resistance protein At4g27220. The record is from RefSeq and is a predicted model, not a curated record. The transcript has 2 exons. NCBI's taxonomy places the organism in Eukaryota, Viridiplantae, Streptophyta, Magnoliopsida, Solanales, Solanaceae. Gene Ontology annotation, molecular function: ADP binding; ATP hydrolysis activity. Bases 706 to 3525 code for a protein of 939 amino acids.
UGAUAUAAGGGAGGACUUUUAGUAAGUCUCCUUUACUUAUUGAUAACAACAAGGCAAUAAUGUCUGAUUGAGCAUUCUUUUCUUGUUAAUCUAAUUACCACUAAUAAAUAGUUGCAUUCUUCUUUCGUAAGCUAGAACAUCAGUGGUUUGUAGUGGUUUUCACUUAGUUUUUGAAUUUAACAUUUUUAUAUAUACUAUUUACUUGAGUCAAGACUCAGAAUGGCAUACAAACAAACAACUCUUAUGCUUUACAGCUGUAUCUGCAGAUUGCAUGAGCAGUACUAACUGGUAUUUUCUUUUGGAAAUCACUAUAUAGUCUACAUUUGACAAUACACCUAGUAGAAAUAAUGCAAAGAAGUGUGAGCACAAAUGAGUGUUGUAAAGGUUAUCCAGUCAAUAAUGUGACUGGAUGUUAUUUUAUAUGGAAUUAGUCCAUAUGAAUGGCAAAAAUGGUUUUGGAGUUUGCAUACACAGUAACAUGACUUAGUUUAUAACGGUGGUCUACGGGUCAGCUUGAGCGUACCUCGUGACUAUUUCAGCAUAUACUUGCUAUCUCCACCAACACAAGCGCCGACUAACUGUGGCCACAUUUUAUAACCAUUUGCCUCAUACUUGAUCCAGCCAAUUGUCCGACAAUUCGGAUAUUUGUUUUGCUACAAAAAGAAUGUUAAGGACCUUCAACGACAAUCAGAGAGACUAAACGCUAUGAGCAAUGGGGUGCAGCGUUCGGUUGAUUUGGCUCGUGGGAACUUACAAGAGAUUGCUCCUGAUGUCGAGGCAUGGCUGGUAGAGGUUAACCAGAUGAAGCCAAAGAUUCAGAAUAUUGAAAAUCAGUGUUUGAAUGGACGGUGUCCCAAUGUGAAGUCGCGAUUUGUGCUAAGCAGGAGAGCCAAGAAGACAACAAAAGUUGUUAUACAACUGCAAAAUGAAGGCAAUGGUUAUCUUAGUUUGUGUGGCCCAGCAUCUUUAUUAGGUAUGGACUUUUUUCUUGGCACUGGAAUUUACAUGGAAUUUAAAUCUAGAAAAUCAACAGAACAUGAUAUAAUGGAAGCAUUAAAGGAUAGAAAUGCCAGCAUAAUAGGAAUAUGUGGCAUGGGGGGUGUUGGGAAGACCACGAUGGUGAAAACAAUUGCUAAGAGAGUGAGAGGAGAGAAACUUUUUGAUGAGGUUGUCAUGGCAGUUGUUAGUCAACAACCAGAUUUAAGAAAGAUUCAAGGUGAAAUUUCUGAGUUAUUGGGUCUGAAGCUUGAAGAGGAAAGUUUAUCAGCUAGGUCGUCUCGUUUACGGACGAGAUUAAUGAAUGUUAAGAAGAUUCUUGUCAUUCUAGAUGAUGUCUGGUCCAGGCUUGAUCUUGAGGAACUUGGAAUCCCUUAUGGGAGUUCACAUGAAGGGUGCAAAAUCGUGCUAACAUCCAGAGUCCGCGAUGUCUGUACUGCAACAAGAGCUGAAAAAAUCAUAACAGUUGAAGUUUUAGAUGAAGAAGAAGCGUGGAUUCUUUUCAGAGGGCAAACGGGAAACUGUAUUGAAGCCCCCGAUUUACGUCCUAUAGCAAGAGAUGUUGCCAAUGAAUGCAAAGGUCUGCCAAUUGCCCUUGUAACUGUUGGAAGGGCGCUGCAAAAUAAGCACAAGCCUUUGUGGGAGGAUGCCCUUUUACAAUUGAGAAAAGCUCUGCCUACUAACAUACCUGGACUGCUUGCUGAUGUAUAUCGACCACUAGAGCUGAGCUAUGAUCGGAUCGAAAGCGCUGAAGCCAGGUCUCUCUUUCUACUUUGUUCUUUAUUCCAAGAAGAUUUUAAUAUCCCCAUCGAAGACUUGAUUAGAUAUGGAAUGGGAUUACGUAUGUUUGGUGGGAUCCAAAAUUUGGCAGAAGCAAGAAACCGAGCGUAUACUUUAGUUGAGAUACUUAAAGAUCGUUUCUUGCUUAUAGAGGGAUAUAAAGCAUCAUACGUCAAAAUGCAUGAUCUUGUUCGUGACGUUGCAAUAUUUAUCGCAUCCCAGGAUAAGCACACCUUUUUGAUAAGCCACAAUGUCAACCUCAAAGACUGGCCGAUUGAAGACUCCUACGAGCACUACAAGUGCAUCUCUGUGAUUUCGAAGGAAAUGUCUUCACUUCCAAGUGGACUGACUUUCACUAAACUUGAUCUUUUGCAAUUAGAAUGUGACAAGCCACAGAUCUCCGUACCAGAUAGUUUCUUUGAAGGAAUGAGAGCACUCAAAGUAUUGGACAUCUGUCACAUGGAUAUGCCAUUUCUACCACCAUCUCUAGGAUUUCUAAGGAACCUUCGAGCAAUGCAUCUUUAUAGCUGCUCCUUGGAAGAUGUAUCCGUGAUUGGUGAGUUAGUGAACCUUGAAAUUCUUAGUUUUCGUGGCUCUGAUAUUAAGGUAUUGCCAGCACAAAUUGGAAAGCUGAAAAAGUUGAGGUUGUUGGAUAUGUCAGGUUGUGGCGAUCUUAGAGAAAUUGCACCAAAUGUGAUAUCAAGCCUAGUUCGCUUGGAAGAACUUUAUAUGGGGUGCAACUUUAGUUUUAGAUGGGCAGUUGUGGAAGAAGGAAAAGAAAGAAGUAAUGCUUCAGUUGGUGAGCUGGAAACGUUAUCGAACUUGAGUACUUUAGAGAUUCGAAUAGCCGAUGCUAAGGCUAUUCCAAGAAACAUGCUUCUUUCCUCAAAGCUGACAAAAUAUGCUAUAUCGAUAAGAGAUGUCCUGCCCAACAAUGUCGAGAAACGUUUCCAGCGAGCUAUGUACCUUUUCCUACCGACAAUGGCUCCGUUGGCUGAUUGGAUUCGGUCAACAUUAAGAGGCACGGAGUAUCUAGAUUUAGUGGGAGAAGGUUCAAAGAACGCAGUGAAAGAGUUGAUUCCGGAGGCUUUUCAGCAUGUGAAGGUAUUGCAGAUCAAUAACUGUGAUAUGCUGGAGUUUCUUGUAAACACAAGUUGCAUUGUACCUGGAACUGGUGUUUUCCCCAUUUUGGAGUUGCUGAAUCUCGUCGACCUUACCAGUUUACAAGAGAUCUGUCAUGGUCCUUUGCCACCAGGAUCCUUCAGUAAAUUGAAAGAACUGAAGCUCGAUUUAUUAGAUUGCCUAAAGAGCUUGUCAAUAUAUCCAAAUGUUUCACUUGCCAACCUCAGAUCCAUAUCCAUAAACAGAUGUCCUAGAUUACAAAAUCUCUUUCCAAUUUCAGUGGUCAGAGGGUUGUCACAGCUUGAAGAACUUAGAAUCUCUGAUUGCCAGAUGAUGGAAGAAGUCUUUUCAGAGGAUGUACUAGGAGAUGAGGUUGUGGAUGACAAGAUCAAGUUCUCCAAAUUAAAGAUCUUAAGGCUUGUGGAUUUACCAAUGCUCAAAGCAUUCUGCAAGGGAAUUGAGGACAUUGAGUUCCCCAGUUUACAGUUCUCGAGAAUUGAGAACCUUCCAAACCUCCCAAAUUUCUCCCCAGAAAGUAGUUUUACUGCUCAUGAUGAUCAGAUUAUUGAGUUACAAACUCUUUCCGUCGAAUCACCACAUCGGUUAAAAGUAGAAACGGCUAGAUGAAGGUACUAUCUCCCGUCUUCCUCAUUAUGUUUUAUGGUUAAUCAGCAUAUUUUUGCUGGAAACCUGUAUUGUGUGCAGUUGAAUAAAGGUCAUCUGCAUCUUUUUGUUUUGUCCUAUCCCUUGUCUACUUUUGAGGUUAUUCUUUAGCUAUUGCUAGCAAAAUCUAUUGAUUGAUAACUGGUUGAACUAAGUAGAUUGUCAUCACUGCCUACAAGUUCCUUGAAGUUUGAACACUUAAAAGUUUAGCGGUAGUUUCCUAAUCGGUCAGAACAUUUCCGUUUACUUUGUUUAAGAGGUAACAUAAAUAAAUUUGCAGGACCAAGAUUCCUGUAAAGCUUGCAUAACAUCCCAAGCUACAUUUCUUUACAAGUUCAUUUUGACUGACAGUUGAGUCUAAAUAUAGGGGUCUAUACUUUUGACAUAUUGUAUGCGGUUUGAUUGUUGAACUGACUCUUCUAUGGCGUAAACAACUUCAUACUCAACCAUGAUUGAUGCUGAAUUUAUUACUGUUUAACGCUUGGCAUAUGUUAUUACUCCGUUUGUUUCAUUUUAUGUGUAUGAUACAUUUCCAUAGUUGAAAACAGUUUAACUUUAAACCUCCUUAAUGAUAUGCUUUUACUACCACAGAAAUGUCAUGACAUGUGAUGUCUAAGGCCAAGAGUUUUAAAAGUAUUCACUUCUUUGUUAAAUUAUGUGCCUAGUAAAAAAC